Molecule: messenger RNA, 1044 nt
Organism: Durusdinium trenchii
Lineage: Eukaryota; Dinophyceae; Suessiales; Symbiodiniaceae
Source: the annotation of a GenBank genome assembly
AUGGCGAAAAGGUCUGCAGACACAAAGACCUCUCCAAAAGCCAAAGUUACGAAGACUGACCCGAAGGAGAGGCUUGAGCCCCUCUUCCAACUGGUUGACAAGGCUCAGCUGGGAGACACGUCAAAGUCAAUGCUGGUGAGCAUGGCUCCACAUUGUGUGGGCAACCCAACUCAUGAGUUCCAAGUAAAGUUCAAGGAGAUGCUUGACGGGGUUGUGACCAAAGUCGAUAUGGAGCAUGUAGAAGGUGUUGAAAGGGCCCAGGCUAGCCUGACGGAGAUUCAAGAACAGCUGGAAGUAGCCCAGAAAGCGGUAGCAACUGAAACCGAGGAGGUGACCGCAGCGCGUGCGGUUCGGACCCAAAAAGAAGAAGCUCUGAAUGCUGCACGGAAGGAGGUGGCGUCGGCUCAUGCCGCGGUUGCUACCGCCAAAAAUAAAGUUGAAAGCAUUGAGACUGAGCGCUCCGCCAUGGUGGCGGAGAAGGCUGAGUACGAAUCACUCCUCGAAGGAGAUUGGGCUGUGCUCAAGGCUGGAACGAUCGACGGCAAGAAAUGGCGUGAGCGGGCGAAACUCAUUGCUUUUUCGCUGAAGAUGUUGGAGCCUGUUGGGCUGGAUGCCGCCCUUGAGAGCGCAUUGCCAGUGGCAUUCAAGACCAAACCAUCGGAGCGUGGCAGCUUUGCAGAGAAGGCCAUUGUUUAUGCAGAGGACCUUUUGCACAAGACCAUUGCAAAACUUGCAGAAAAGCUGAGUGGCUUUGAAGCAGAGGCGGCCGGACGGGCGCAAGUUCUGGUUGAUGCAGUCAGUGCUCAACAGGGCGCAUGUCAACAAGAGGAACAACGACAGGCUGAGUUCCUAGCAGCAGAUGCAGCGGUGAAAGAGAAGGAGGCCUCAUUGAAUCAUGAAAAGAAAGCGGAGAAGACGCUGGCUCCAAAAUUGAACAAAAGCAAAUCCGCCCUGGCGAUGGCAGAGGAGAGGCUAGUGCAGGUUCGCAGCCUGAUUGCGGAGUUCAAGCAGCUCAAUGAGGCCGCAGCUCCUCUGGAGGGUUGA